GGAUGAGUUGAUGAAACAUCCCAGACCUCCUUGUUCAGAUGCAACCAUGACAUUGUUGUCUCGUUUGGAUAAAUCGAUGGCUAAGUUCAUAAUCGAACACACCCCCGAGUGGGUCAGAAGAAAAGGUAUAUAACCCCCAUCAUUGUACUGCAUCGGUGGAAUAAACACAGAUUCUCCCAAUUCACUUCCACAGUAUCGCCAUGCGGUCUCCACUGGCCAACACAGACCUGUGGUCAACCAUCGCCUUGCUACUGGCCUCGGCCAGCACGGUUACGGCAAGCUGCAAUCUCCCAUCAACCUACAGUUGGACAUCAACCGGACCCCUAGCCCAGCCCAAGUCAGGCUGGGCCUCAAUCAAAGACUUCACCAACGUUGUCUACAAUGGCAAGCAUCUCGUCUAUGCCUCCGUGGCAGAUACAUCGGGCAACUACCACUCGAUGAACUUUGGGCUCUUCUCCGACUGGUCCGGCAUGGCCUCGGCGAGCCAAAACCAAAUGACCAACUCCGCCGUCGCACCAACCCUGUUCUACUUCUCGCCCAAGUCCACCUGGGUUCUCGCCUACCAAUGGGGCUCGACCUCAUUCUCCUACCGCACCUCGAGUGACCCCUCCAAUGCGAACGGAUGGUCCUCCGAGAAAGCGCUAUUCUCAGGUACCAUCUCCGGCAGCAGCACGGGGGUGAUCGACCAGACCGUCAUUGGCGACUCGCAAAACAUGUACCUCUUCUUCGCAGGCGACAAUGGCAAGAUUUACCGCGCCAGUAUGCCCAUCGGCAAUUUCCCAGGCUCCUUCGGGACAGCCUCGGAGGUAGUCCUGAGCGAUUCGACCAACAACCUCUUCGAAGCCGUGCAGGUCUACACCGUCUCGGGACAGAGCAAGUACCUCAUGAUCGUGGAGGCGAUUGGCGCGAAUGGGCGGUAUUUCCGGUCCUUCACGGCUAGCAGUCUUGGUGGAUCGUGGACCGUCCAGGCUGGUAGUGAGAGUGCGCCUUUCGCUGGAAAGGCUAACAGUGGUGCGACUUGGACGAAUGAUAUCAGUCAUGGUGAUUUGGUCAGGAGUAACCCGGAUCAGACUAUGACGAUUGAUCCGUGCAAUUUGCAGUUCUUGUAUCAGGGACGGGACCCGAGUGCUAACCCCUCCUACAAUAUUUUGCCUUAUCGCCCGGGCUUGUUGACCCUGAAGCAGUGAUUUGUCCAUUGGGUUUGGUUGAGUUGGAUUGCAAGUGUAGUUAUGGUUUAAGGGAGGACUGUAUGGAGGUGAG
Molecule: messenger RNA, 1260 nt
Organism: Penicillium brasilianum
Lineage: Eukaryota; Fungi; Ascomycota; Eurotiomycetes; Eurotiales; Aspergillaceae
Source: the annotation of a GenBank genome assembly